Messenger RNA from Cooperia oncophora, 1344 nucleotides. The record is from the annotation of a GenBank genome assembly. NCBI's taxonomy places the organism in Eukaryota, Metazoa, Nematoda, Chromadorea, Rhabditida, Trichostrongylidae.
AUGGAAGUCAGAGAGGAAGGACAAAAAGACUGGAUAUCUGUUCGAUCUGAAAGAGUUUGUGUGGGCAUUUGGCCGAAACAGAGUGCGAAACGAAAGUUCCUGUGCGCAAGAUAUAAAGGACAACAGGAGGAGUCAAUACUGUUCCCCAUCACGGAGAAUUUCGAGACGCUUUGUCAUAUUGACAAUGAACAAGUCGGUAUUGAAGUAUGUGUGACCACGUCUGAUUCGUCGGUUGCCAUCCAUCUGUCGCCUUUCCAACAAGGAAUGGCACCGGUGUGUGUCAUGAACAGUCUCAAGGUACCUGUCACGUUUGGACAGAAAGGUCACGAAAUGAAGACGGUUAACAGCAAUGAAAUGAUGUACUUCACAUGGGCCAAUGUCACCAAGAACAAGGUCAUGGAGUUCAAAGUAGGAGAAUACACCGGAGAGGAUAAACUCGAACAAAAUCGCUUUGCUGACAUACAGCUGGACCCCAAUGUUAGGAGAUUCGCCUAUCUCGCCAACUUCCUCAUCGGAAGGCAACGAGUGCUGUUGUUCACCAAAGACUUGGACAUUGCCCGUUCUGCAUAUGGAUCGUGGGAAACUGAUACUGUUGAUAUGCAAGCUGAAGUGGCCCUUCAAGGAGUGGGACUGUCUAUUGUCGAUAACAGCGUCGGCAAGGAGUUACUGUACAUUGGAAUAUCUUCAUCGGUUAUCCUAUGGGAGGAAGAGGUGAAGAAAGGGCGAUUCAAACCAUUUGCAGUAAAGCUUAUGCACGCGUUGGAGGAAAAGUAUCAAGAACAUCUGCUUGAACCGAACAACGACUAUCAGCAAAUCGAUCAGUUCGAAGUCUCAUUCGGGUACAUGAUUAUGAAGAAGAAAAAGGGCAAAGAAGUGAAAAUUCGUCGAAUAUUCGAGAAAGGAAUCUGGGCAAACUAUGGAAAGAGCGCUGAACGAAUACGACUUCAUCUUAAAAUCAAUCAUAUGCAGGUUGACAAUCAGCUCGAGACAUGCGUUUUCCCGCGAGUACUAGCCAAUGUUCCACCUCCAAAGAGUGUUCUGGUCGACAAUGGCAGUCAGAAUUCUCAACAGUACCUGAAGUGGAAUAUGCUAGAGUUCUGGUGCAAGGAGUUCGCUGUACAAGUUGACCAGGGACUGAUAAAUGCCCUUUUGGCGUUGAUAGCCUCAGAAGUCAACAAGGAAGCUUACGGGAAGGAAAUGUUCGAAGCGGACAUGGCAACGGCUUUGGUUGGCUUGGAGGAUACCGCAAUGCAAAAUCGAUCACAUCAACCAAGAUCUUUCUACAAUGAUCUGCAUAUUUCGCCUCUCAUGGUAAUCCUAAUUUUGCCAAGAUCUCUUUUAUAG